CAUAGUACCGUCUGCCACUGUCUGUAAUUGUCCUUCAUUCGGAUCAACUGCUUUCGUGAUACAUCACACCAUCUGACCAGAGUCCCCUCAUCAGCUACUUACUACCUACACUCGCCGAGGCCUGUCAAGCCUUCCUCCAGCAACACCAUGAUCUCCCCCAACACCCUGUACAUCACACUCCAGUAUCUCCAGGGCGCGAACAACAAUGUCGAAUUUCAUUGGGGUCUGUACAUCACCGACAGGUCGGCCCCGAACGGCCACUUCCUCUCCGUCAUCGAUGCCAACCCUCCAAUCAUGGAUCUCCGCAUGGAGCUUCGCGAGAUCGAAAACCCUACGAAGGCCCCGAGGAUGGUGGUCUGUUUGAAGAUUGCUACUUCACCCGGCCUGACGGCUCUUCACUCCGCCGCUUCUGCUGUCCGCCUGAUGGAGAACGAGCACCUACCGGAUGGAGAGCAUCAGUGGAACAGCCGUGUAUGGGUCAAGGAGGUUCUCUCCGCUCUGGCCAAAAGAGGGUACAUUCAGAUGCCAUGGGGGCUUGAACAGGUUGAGCAAAACUGCCUAUACACGGCCAAGGAGAACAUACAGUCCGCCGGGAGGCCAGUGGUGUACAACGAGCUGGCAUGGCUUACGAGAAAGGUGGACGGGGCCUUAAACGGUCCAGGUCCCCUCGUCCCCAAGCCUCGCUCUCGAGUAGAGCUACCCACUGAAUCCCCCUACGCAGAGGCUCCUGCCGAAAACUCCCGGCCGCGGGCAGAGCUUCCCACUGGACGCUCGCACGAAGAGCUCCCCGCUUGAGCCCAGCACAGCCUGGAGCCCAAGGUCAUCAGCAACUGCCAAGAUGGAAACCGGGGUUGGAUAGCAAUGAUUGUGGCGGGACUUUGUCAGCUGGGAAGCACAGUUCGAAUUUUCUGUUGAGCUGUAAAUCUCGUCUUGGUACCUAGUGUUUUUGGUUUUUGUUCUGGCUUAAAUGGCAAGUUAAGGCAGGGAUAUGACACAGUUACAUCUUAUCUCACUUUGCAAU
This is a messenger RNA of Chaetomium strumarium, 1021 nucleotides long. RefSeq lists its product as uncharacterized. The transcript has 3 exons. NCBI's taxonomy places the organism in Eukaryota, Fungi, Ascomycota, Sordariomycetes, Sordariales, Chaetomiaceae. The record is from RefSeq and is a predicted model, not a curated record. Bases 148 to 795 code for a protein of 215 amino acids.